Messenger RNA from Saccostrea echinata, 3978 nucleotides. RefSeq lists its product as uncharacterized. The transcript is spliced from 5 exons. The record is from RefSeq and is a predicted model, not a curated record. The coding region runs from base 201 to 3383 and encodes 1060 amino acids. NCBI's taxonomy places the organism in Eukaryota, Metazoa, Mollusca, Bivalvia, Ostreida, Ostreidae.
AGCAGAAAAACAGGAAAAUGAAUGAAUGCGUUCGCGCCAUCGUGAAGUACGGAAACAGGCGAAUAUUUCACCAAAGAAUUUUUUGACUUUCGUGAAAUGUAAGUUAUAUGUAUUUCACCCUAGAACAACAGACCACGACAUUAAUGUUAUAGUGGAACUUUUCCCGAAAAAUAAAAAUACCCAGUGAAGUCAAAACAAAUAUGGCGGACCCUGUGGCCAAUGUUAUUGAUAUGAAUGGAACGCAUGUCCUGGAAAAUGGAACCAUUAUAUCCACCCAGGACAUCGACGGAUCCGUUGUGACCGGAGUUGAGGUAACAGAUGAGGAUAUAAUCCAACAAGCUUUGGACGAAGCGACGGGGACAUUCGUCCAAAGUGGCAUGGGGUACGCUAGUGGGACGGAUCCUGAGGCGCGUGUUGAGGAAGAACUCAUUGCUAGCGUGGUUACUUCAGAGGCGUUCGUUACAGCUGAUGAGAUAAAUGGUGACAGGGACCAGCUGGUGACAGAUGAUGCGUCCAACACUGCAUUUGAUGGGACAACAAACGACAGUAUUAACGAUCAACUUGUGAAUGCUUUCAGUGAAAGUGUGGCCCAAAGUGAGGACAGCUACUCCAACACUGAAUAUGCAAUUGUAAAAAAUGAAGCUGAUUUUGCUACAGCAACAAUGACAGCUGUCACUCUUCCAAAUCAGGGCUUGACAACUGGGGACACAAACGUUUCCAGUGACUCCAUGUCAAGCACUGUUCAAAAUAAUGUUUUGAAACUUGACUCUGCUUCAGGUAGAAUAAGUGUUACACUGAUGCCAUCAAAUCAAGCUAGUGGAGCUCCACUAGGAUCUAGUCAAAAUCCAAUUCGCAUCAUUCAGCAAGGGAAUCAGUACACACCCAUGCAGAAUCUGUCCACUGAGCAACUGCAACAAAUAAUGCAGGUUGUUCAACAGCAACAGGUUACAAAAACAUCAUCUGAAGAAGGUUCAAGUAUUCUGUUUAAUCCUCAGACAAAUACGAGGAUAGUUUACAGGGUCAUUUACCCUUCAGAACUCCAUAAAAAUGCUCAAUCUUCUACUCUCAGUCUAAAGACAGUUGGAGCAAGGAAACAUUCACAAGGGCAGCAAACACAAACUCUGAUUCUAGGGAAAGACGGCCAGAGAAGGCCGUACAGGAAAAGAACAAUAGAGGAUGAGGAAGAUCGCCUUGAUGGACCAGAUCUGUCUCGAGAGGAAAAAGAAGAGCGAAAGAAACAUCGCCCGCGUACACGAUCAGGAAGGAUUUCAAAACCUCCAAAACACAUGGUGAAGGACUACAAACACAUUCAUGUGUUAGACUUUGAGGAGGAAGAGGCAGCUGAUGACUCGGAUGGAGGUUACUCUGACUAUAAAUACAGUGAGGGGGAGGAAGAAGAGGAUGACCAUGUGAUACUAGACGACCAAGACGAGAACAGCCUUGACAUGGGUUUGCCUGCAUCAGGAAAACCGAAGAAGUUUCAGUGCUCUGUUUGCAAUAAAGCAUACAUAGGACAGGGAAGCCUAGAACGGCAUUAUAGACUGAACCCUGACCAUGCCCCAGAUGGUCAGCAGAUGACAACACAAGGAAGCUAUUUUGGGAGUGUAUCUCAUAAUGGAUUUUCUAAUGCUGGCAACAUGUCUGAGGAUAGCAAUACACAGGACUCUACCUCUAGCACCCCACCCCGGCCCCCUUCCACCAGGGGAUAUUUCCAGAGGCGGGGAGGAAGCAGGGGAAGGCCUCCUGGGCCAAACUCCGCCAUCAGACGCAGAUCUAAACUUAAAGAGUUGAUAUCCAGCUGUUCUGAUGAGGAUCUGAUUGACCUAGUUUUACCUCGUAUUGCUAAAGUUUUCACCCUCUGGGACUUCCUCCUCCUUAAGGUACAGAAAGGUGUACCAAGAAGACCUCACGCUGACAUCAUUUAUAAUGAGUUCAAAACACUCGCCAAAGAAGUGAAGGAGGUCUGUAAAACUUUUCUACAGCCUUGCACAGAGAAGAGCCAGAACACUUUGAAGCUUGAGGAUGAGAAACUGGCAGGGGCUGUAGGUCUUGAUGUAGGUGUGUAUGAGAUUAAAGAAAUGCCUGCAAUCCAGGAAUCAGUGACAUUCCCUGAUAAUGCUGCUAUGACAGUCAACUCGGUGAACACUCCUGUGAAACGCAAUCUUAGCACAGUGAUAAAAGAAGAAAUUUCUUCUCCUGCAAAGAAAUUUAAACCAACAAUGUCUGCAGCAAUUACUUCCUCUUCAUCAUCGUCGUCAUUAUCAUCGCAAAAUUCUUCAAACAGCAACACCUUCCCCAUUGUUAAUCCAAGUUCAACCACAAUAACCAAUAAAAAGAUAACCAUCUCCACCAGUGAUGCUGCAAUAAGUAGCCUAGGAAGAUCUUCCACCCAACCCCCCAUAGUCAUCCAUCCAAUUUCUCCUUCCACAAUGAGCAAGGCAGUGGCCAAAGUCAAAUCUCAAGGCACUGCUGCCUUAUCCUCUACACUAAACUCUCAGAAACUUCUUAUUUCUCAGUCCCAACCGUCCGCUCCUAUUAUUGUGCAGUCAGUACCUGCUCGAAGUAGAAAUCAACCAACCAUUGCAAGUGGAUCACCAGUUGUGGUGCAGAAUGUGCCACAGCCCAUUUUCUCAGGAGGAGUUAGCCUUCUGAACAAAGUGAACAAAGCCCCUAUAAUCUCUCCAGCAGGAGAGACCAAAAUUGUAAGGAUUGUGUCCCCAGAGGGGCUUGUCAUCAGUGAAGCACCAAUUAGUAAAACUUCAACGGAAACUCCUCAUCAGGACAGUGAAAGCACCAAAAAUAAUGUUACUUCCACUCCUUCUGUUGUCAUACAAGACAACAGCAUUGUGGAAAAUUUGACUGUCAUCCCAUCAGAAUCUGUGACUUUGCAAACCACUGACAAUUCUGUGUCAACACUGCCAACUACCAGUGCUGACAUUCAAAUAACCAACAAUGAUGAAGAAAGUUUUGUAACAACAGACUUCAUUGGUUCAACACCUGAUGGAUCAGAAAAUUUGAUGACAGCGGAAGUUGUUAGUGAAAAUGGAAGUGCGCAGGUUGUGGACGAAACUUCACACGUUAUGGCGGAAGUGGAAUCAAGCAUGAAUGAUGGAUUACAGAAUCAGGAAGAAUUGACUCAGUUAGUGGAUGAAUCCACACUGGAGGAGGCAGGAUUUCAAACCAAUCAAAUAAUAACAGCAUCUAAUAUUUAUCAAACUCCUGACGGGUUCAUCAUUAUACAGAAUGAAGAUGGCAGCACUGUGCAGCUUCAAGGUGGGGAUGGGGAACCAAUUCCCCUGGAAACUGUGCAGGCCCUCCUGGCGAUGGAUACUGAUGGUCAAACUAUUCUACAGACAACUGAAUCAGAACUUAUCCCGGAAUAGUCUCAUCUCAGGAAUGACGUGUUCAGAAACCAUAACUAAUUAUAAGACAGUGUUUUUAGUGAACUUACGGAAUUUCAAUUUAGAGGUUUUGUUAUGAUUGCAUAAAAAGAAUCUUUUGUGUGUAAAGUUUAAUCAGUUAUUGUAAAAAAAAAUUGUGUGUGUAAAGUUUGAUCAGUAAUUGUUGUUGGAUGUUUUAUUAACACACAUAUAGUGGUUCUAAAUUAAAACCAGUGUUUUUUUUAAGGUAAAAAUGUUAGAUAUGUAUAUGUAGAUACAGUUGACCUUAAGUAUCUUGUAAACCAAUUUGUGGAUUACCAGUAUAUGCAGAGGUCAACAGAAAGCCGGCCUUUGUUAUGAAUUUGACUCUUAACCUAAAUAUCUAGACCUCACAAAUGUUUUGAAGCUUUUUAUCAAUCAACCAAGGUACUGAGGUUUGAUUGCAAUGUAUAAUGGGUAAUUUCUGCACUUUGAAAUUUAUGUACCGGUAAUUUUAUUCUUCAGUAGUGUUUUGAUUUUUAUACCUUUAAUUUCUAUGAUUCCAAUCAAUUAGCUUUAAUGAAGCACCAGAAUUAAGAUAUUUUGCCUUUUCACUUCA